Bemisia tabaci is the source of this 6294-nucleotide messenger RNA. Lineage: Eukaryota; Metazoa; Arthropoda; Insecta; Hemiptera; Aleyrodidae. The record is from RefSeq and is a predicted model, not a curated record.
AGAUAAACCCAUACACGGCGCAUCUUGUUCGAUAUUCGCGAUCAAUUGUUGCUGCUGCAAUAUAUCUACGCUCCUGUGUAUUUUUAGUAAGUUUUACACCAAUUUAAAAACCAACUUAAUAAGUUUUACCAUGUGCUGUCAGUAUUAGAUUCGAAAGCUCUAUUUGUGAACAACUGUGAGAUCCCAUCUAGCAUCUUCCGAGUGUGUUUCCUGCCGCUUUUCAGCGACUAGAAUAUCUCAUUGCGCCCUGAAUUCGACGAAUACGAAUUUAAAAAGUCUGGACUAUCCUACUUUCAUGGUCUGUAUUUUCGUCGAGCUUUUUUAAUGAAGUCGUCAUGCCAUUUAUCAAAUCUCAAUUUUGAUAAUUCUUCACCGAGAUCGAUUUGAAAUCUCCAAAAACUUUGGUGCUUAAACUGUGGCCGAUAACAAGAAACGGACCCGUCACGCCGAACCAUUUACAACUUAGUUAUUUGUAUUACGGUAAAAUGUCCGAUAAAUAAUUUGGCAGAAAAACUCCAAAACGCGUAACAAACCCGUAGCUGUGAGAAUUAGAAGUUUACAACUUAGGGAAGGUAAAUUUGAGGAGCCGCGAUUUUAAAAUUUCGAUGUGUUACGUUCAGGGUUGAAAAUUGAUGGAUUGUAUGAUAGAACGAGAACCCCUCAUAUAGUGCACAAUAAUAAACUGAACGACUGACAGCAGGCGUAAGAAAUCGAUUCCUUUUUGAAAUCCUCGAAAUUCACUUUAGCAAGACCUCCAGAUUUAUGCACAUUUGUUACCACAAAUCAAUAAUCAGCUAACGUCUCUGUUAUUUCUUGCUCGAGAAUUUCAGACCAUUUCUUGGGGAUAAAAAUCUAAAUAGUACCACUCUAACCAUCUAUUGAAGUCAUGAGUUUUGAAGGGCAGGAAAGUAAUUUUUUUCAUGAAAAUGAAAGAAUGCUGUCAGAUUGUGUUGCCCCUGAUAACAGUGCCUUUUUACAUUGGCUGAAGAAUAAUUGUGAAAAAACUAAAACUAAGAACUUUUACUUUUAUGUCUUGAGAAAAGUAAGACAGACUGUGAUGGAAAAUGAAUUAAAUGACUUCGUAAGAUUUUUCGACGCUAUUGAAAGUAUGACUGAUGCAGGUAUUGUAGAAAAAGAAUUCCUUAGCGAUGAAGGGUAUCCUUUAUUUGAUACGAAUUUAAUUAUAUUAGCUUGUAAGCACAAAAGCCAGGAAGUCUUAGAGAACUUGCUUCGAAGAGAGUCUAAAAUUUUGGGUGUUUUGUCCCCCGAAAAUGCAGAAAUCAGCGUCUUACGCCCAGAUCAUGUGGAUUUAGAUCAACAUAAUGCUUUUUACUAUGCCAUCCGAUCAGAUAGCAUCGAUGUCCUUUCAAUACUUAUUCACGGGUGGCCUGGAGUGAACUUCACCUCUAACCCUCGAAAACUAGAACAACUUCUUUCCGCAGCCUACGACGAGCUAAAAUUGAAAAGGGUGCCCCUUUCUGAUGAGAUGGAAACAUUUGUGGAAAGUAAAUUAAUAGACCUCAAGUUUUGGUCUGAAAAUUCUUUAUCAGUUAAAGAUACUGAAAGUGACACUAACAAUAUCAUUGCACGGAUUAAAUUAAUGACUGAGAAAAUUCAAUUUUUAAAAAAAGAGUACUCUCAUACAGAUGUGGAUGACGUAUUUUUACUCACUGGGAAGUUCAUUCUGCAGAAUAUGCAUGUGCUUAAGCGACAAAUGAGAUCAACCUACAAUAUACUACCGUGGGAGGAGGUUGAAUUCUGUUUAGUGAGCUUUAUUUCUUCUCGAAUUAAGAAUCAUGAAAUGAAUCUAUUGACAGUCCUUUCCUUAAAUAAAGAAUCAAUAAUCAACUACCUGGAAAUUUUCGGGAAGAAACUCGACGAAGUAGUACUUGUAGAGGGUUAUUUUAAUAAUUAUGACAAUAACAUACUUCCGAAAACACCACGUGAUGAGGUUGUUGCACAAAUCAUUGAGAGCAACCCUGAAUUUAGGGACCUGUACGAUGAUUACAAAAAAGUGCGAGAUAUUUACUCAUUGGAAACAAUAAGAGUUCAUUUGCAAUUCAUUGCUGAAGCAAAUUUCAAAGAGAAAGAGGGACAGUUAACUAUGACAAGAGCUCUCCAAGUCAUUGGUGAACAUUUCAAAAAUACUCUGGAAUCGCCCAAACUAUCUACAGCAAUGAGCGAACUUUUAUUAUCCUCGUUACAACUGAGCACAAAGAAAAUCAUCGUAGAUUUAAGAGAUGCAUUAUCCCAUUCUUCCUCUCUCUCGCAGAGAACUGAAACUGAACAACAGGCCGAUGACAAUUUUUACGAUGGUAUUCAGAAUGACGCGAAAAUAAUAGAAAGCUUGGUUGUUGAUAUCAUUCUAAAUAAUGAAGUUGAGUGUGCUAAAUCUCUGCUGAAAAACAUCAUGUCAGCUAAGGGCCUGGAUGAUUUACAAAAAAUUGCUAAAGCCUUCAACAAAGUUAAUGUACGUAGCCUAGUACUACAAUCAGAAAAUUAUGAAAUGAAAACUCUUAAAAAGCUAGAGGAGAUGGUUGAAGAGCUAAGAAAAAUUGUAACUGAUCCAAAUGACAUUGAAGUACAAUUAUUCAGCGAAAUUGACUUUGUAAUGAAGCCAUUCAGAAUCCAAUCAGAAGUUGCAAUUUUAGAUUAUCCUGCUUUUCUUGGAUCUGUAAUAAAUGGAUUGAUUACUCUGGAGGAAGAUAAAAUGCAAUGGAACUAUUUUCAUCAUUUUCAGUCGGGUAUUCGACGGUUUGAAAAAGAAGUAUACGUGUUCACCUCUGAAAUAAAAGAAUGUGAUUUGAAGAUUAUUAUACAGCGUGCGAUGAUAAUAUGUGGAAGUGUGAAAUCACGAAUUGAAUUAAAAACACAGAAGGAAGUUAAACGAUUGAAUGACAUACACAUAUUAGCAUGCAAGUUCUUUUGCUUUGCUGAAAUCAAAACUAAUGAUAUCGAAUGGCUCGAGAAAUUGAGAAGCAAACUACUAAAAAAAGGACCUCCUCGCCCUUCACAAGAGCAAGGAGGCACAACUAAAGGUACAAAGCCUAAAAGCGAGGAUGCCCUCUCGUUGAAGCUGCACGAAUUGCAGAGUAUCCUUGAAAAUUAUGGCCUUGGAGGGGAGACGGUUGAAAUAUUGACCUCUUUCAAGAAACAGCAGAAAUUGCAACCGGUUGUAGAACUGCUUCUUCUGGAUAUCAUGUCAAUUUUGAGUGGCUCGAUGAAACCCUGGGAGAGUAAUCUCUUUUUUUUCGAUGAUUGUGCUCCUCUGUUAAAUGGAAAAUUUCUUCGCGAUCACUUAGCGCAUGGUAACAUUUUAGUUGAUCUAUUGUCAUAUGACCCAUCUAUGGCGAUUUUUUUAAAUGCCAAGAAAUUUAGUGGUAUCGAAGAUUUUAGCAAAAUAACAAAAAAAAUUGGCAAAUUCAUAGCUGAUAUCCCUUCCUCGGUUCAAGCAAGACAUGAUCAAAAGCUAGCCAUCAUUUCCACUCAAGAAAAUCUAUUUAGUGAGUUGGCAGAGGGAAAUUUGGAAGCGGUGAGAACCUGUCUUCGAAAAGGAGCUGAUAUGAAUGCCCGAAAUAUGAAAGGGCAAACAGCAACGCAUUUCGCUUGUAUGGGAUCAAAUCUUGAUGUUCUAAAGUUUACAUUCGAACAAACGUCAAACUCAAAUUUAAGGGAUGUAAUGGGACAAACUCCCCUUCAUAUUGCAGCUAAAUACGGAAACUCGGGUAUCAUAAAGUACCUCUUGGAAAGAGGUCUUCAAGUUAAUGCUUCUGAUGCCUUUCUGAACACUCCGUUGAUUGUAGCCGCUAGAAAUGGGCGAAAAGAGGCUGUCGAAGUUCUACUGAUAAAUAACGCCUGUACUUUUGCUAGAAAUCAGAAUGGCUUAGCGGCUGUACAUUACGCUAUCAGAUGCAAUCACUUCGAUGUGGCAAAAACCUUAUUAGAGAGAGAAGAAAAUGUUGAUUACAAUGAAUGUUUGAAUGGUUGCACUCCGUUGCAUAUCGCCACUGAAUGUGGAUAUCUCGAUAUAGUUAACUUUUUGCUCAGCAAAAAGGCUGAUGUAAAUAAAACUACAGACUACGGAAGGGUGCCACUGCAUUCAGCCGCUCUUUUUGGUCAUUUGGAAGUGGUAGAGGCUUUAAUUCAAAGGGGCGCUGAUGUAAAUGUCAGGGUCGUUCCUAAAGUAACUAAAAUUAAUUCUGUAACUCUGACGUCACUGUUCUUCCCAUCUCGUAGCGGCCACGAUGAAAUUUCAAUCGUAGAGGUGGAGAUCAAUUUUGCCACUCUUCUACUCGAUUGUAGCACUCCUCUACACGCAGCUGUAGAACGCGGACAUAUAAAAGUGGUUGAAAUUUUACUAGAACAUGGGGCGGUAGUUACCACUGUAGAUGAUCAAAACAGGACGCCACUAGAUAUAGCUGUUCAAAAUGGUAACUUAGAACUCGUUAAAAUGUUAUUCAGACAGGAUGAAAUUGAUAUAAAUGGUAAAGAUAGAGAUGGAUGGACAAUGCUGGAUCACGCAUCUCGAAAAGAUAAUGUUGAACUCGUAAAAUUUCUGGUUAAAAAGGGUGCUGAUAUCAAUGUGGCGAAUUCGAAUUACAAAAGGCAUACAGGCACAAAACCCAUACACACUGCAGCAGCAGACGGCAAAACAAAAAUUUUAGAAUAUUUUCUGGAAUGCGGAUUGAGUGUACAGGAGGUGGAUGUAGAGAGACUGACACCAUUGCACUACGCUGCCAUGUAUGGCCAGCAUGAAAUGGUGAAUUAUUUGAUAACUCGCGGUGCAGAUGUAAAUUGCAAGAGUUACAUCGGUUGGACGCCCAUGCACUAUGCAGCCUCUGAUGGGCGUGAAGAAACGGUUAAAGUUCUUUUACAGAAUGGAGCUAUAUACAACGCGUUUGAUAUUAAUGUCGGCACACCACUAGAAAUUACCGAAAAUCAAGGUGUCAGAAGUCUACUAAAAUCAACCGACGAUUUAUUUGCAGCAAUGACAGAAAAUAAGUGUGCUCGGGUCAAAGAGUUAAUCGCAGAAGGAGCAAUCAUCGAUGCUAAGCAAUUUGUAGUUGGCGCUCCUAUUUUAUAUGCUGCGUGGCAAGGUUAUAAUGAUAUUAUUGAUUGUUUAUUAGAAAAUGGCGCUAAUCCAAACUCAACCAAUGUUACAGGUUUCACUCCGCUACAUUGCGCCGUAAAAAACUCGCAGUAUAAAGCAACUGUUGCCUUACUGCACAAAGGUGCAAUUUAUAAUUGUGCUAAUAUUGAGAAACUGACACCAUUAGACUUUGCCACGGAUGAAAAAAUAAUCGAACUCCUCAACAUGAUCGAUAAAGCUUUCAGAAAAGUUGACAGUCGUGACACCACAGUCAUCAGUGAUCUCAGAAAAAUAACUGAUAGAGAAAUAGUGAAAGCAAUAAUGCGAGCCUGUUCCAGAAAAAAGGAGUCUCUAAUGGUCACUGCGAUUAAUAAUAGUUUUCCUGCGAUAGAAGACCUGGAAAAGAUCUUUCAGGAUGAUACACUGGUCAAUGAAAGUCAAACCUAAUCCUUCCUAAAUCAGUUCUAAAGGCAUCAAUCCUUUGUACACUGGUUGUACAUCCGAAGGUUGCGAGGAAAUAAUUGUUAUUAACCCACCUUACAACGUUAAGCUAAGUUUAAGUGUCGGUGCAGUAAGGCUAAAUAGCUUUUUGGAUAUUUUUAAAGUACUUCAUGCAUAGAGCUGGAGCAAUGUGCAAUUUUAAAAAAGAGAAAAAUCAAUCCCCUCUCGAUUUUACUAUUAUAAACCCUGUAGAGAGGAGAAAAGUGAAAGAAUUGUAGAGUAAGUAUUGUGGUCUAGCAUUCUGUAUAUUAAUAAAGAAGAGGUUGCCUGGCCGUUUCUUUUUAAAGAGGUAGACGUUUGUUAUCUUCGCGGGGACAGCACAUCAUGGAGCAAAAUCCCUUAAGUGGCACUGAGCGCUUGUUAAGACAUCAGUAAGAUUUCAAAGAAAAGAACACACGAUGCCACAUUGUUCAAUCCUAAUCACAAUACUUACACCCCUGACAAUAUUUUUGGAGACUGAGUCGAUUUUAUAAUGAUGAAAGUACAAAUAUCGGUCCGCAUUUCCUCACUUUCUGUCCUUCUAUUCGCAAUUUUUUGUGAGGAUGAUGACAGAUUUGCAGGGAAAAUGUUACAUUUGCUUUCGAUUGUGCUUUUAAUACUUGGAUUGCAUUUUGCAAGAAGGAACCACUAGCAUUGCAAUGAUGCUAAGAUUGUGCAACUUCAUCUUUUGCAAUAAAAUUGCGGAAAUCGUGAAAAACUAUGAA